AUGCAUGCUCCUACUGAUAUUCAUCUACUAUUGGUAAAGAGAAUUCUUAGAUAUCUAAAUAGUACCAUUGUUUAUGGUAUAACAUUAAGAAAAGGGGAUGUUGAGUGUUUAACUUCUUAUACUUAUUCAGAUUGGGGUAGUUGUCCUGAGACAACUAGGUCUACAUGUGGAUAUACAAUUUUUAUGGGUAAUUCUUUAAUUUCCUGGUCAAGUAAAAAGCAUCCUACUGUGUCAAGAUCAACAACAGAAGCAGAAUAUAAAUGUUUAUCAGUUGUAACUCCAGAAUUGGAAUGGCUUGGAUCUUUAUUCUCUGAGUUACAUAUUACACUUAAGAAGCCAAUAACUCUAUAUUGUGAUAAUACAAAGAAUCAGUUAGCAUAUUUGUUCACCAAAGGACUUUGUGCACCUAUUUUUACUUUUUUACUACAUCAGCUACUGGGAAUUUCUUCAUCAGCUAAUGCUUCUUCAGUCUCUACAUCAAGUAUCUCUUUUACAGUUACAAAUAUUGAAGACACUGAUGAGUCAUCAGCUUAG
Molecule: messenger RNA, 534 nt
Organism: Papaver somniferum (opium poppy)
Lineage: Eukaryota; Viridiplantae; Streptophyta; Magnoliopsida; Ranunculales; Papaveraceae
Exons: 2
Coding region: 1-534 (177 amino acids)
Source: RefSeq, a predicted model, not a curated record